Phalaenopsis equestris is the source of this 2563-nucleotide messenger RNA. RefSeq names its product carbon catabolite repressor protein 4 homolog 1-like. Gene Ontology annotation, molecular function: poly(A)-specific ribonuclease activity. Bases 397 to 2181 code for a protein of 594 amino acids. Gene Ontology annotation, cellular component: cytoplasm; CCR4-NOT complex; nucleus. Gene Ontology annotation, biological process: nuclear-transcribed mRNA poly(A) tail shortening. NCBI's taxonomy places the organism in Eukaryota, Viridiplantae, Streptophyta, Magnoliopsida, Asparagales, Orchidaceae. The record is from RefSeq and is a predicted model, not a curated record. The transcript is spliced from 12 exons.
CCGUACGCCGAAUCUUGCUGCUCGCUACCGGAAUUCUCGAGGUUAAACCCCAUCUUGUGCUCAGAAACGGUAACCCGAGAAGCUCUUCUUUCCCCAGUUCCGCCCUACUCCUUCUCGCACGAUCCCUAGUAGAGAAAAUCUGCUGUUCAAAUUCCUCGCCGGAGAGAGAGCGCGCCAUCCCGUCCGCUCAGUUCUACGACCAAUCACCAACACUAAUUUUACGAGGGUUUAUAUAAGAUUGGUUAACCCUGGCAGAUUCGAGGGCCUUCUGAUGGCGGAUCCGCCGCGCCUCCGCCGGUUAUUGACUUACAGCAACAUCGUACGUGUAAAAGCGUCGCUAGGGUUAGUUAUAAGUUUUGAAAGAGGGUUUUGUGCUGGAGUUGUGGGACAGGAAACAUGUUGAGCGUGCUGCAUGUUCAUUUGUCGUCCUCGAUUCCCGUGGUUGAUUUCGAGAUUAUGCCUUACGUUCUUCUCAAGCUUCCGGAUAACUCCAUUUGUAAUGACGUUGCUGCCGAGACCGCCUCCGUUGGGGGUUGCUACAUCAGAUAUAAAUGGUAUCGCAUUCAAAGUGGCAGAAAAGUCAACGUCUGCAGUAUUCAUCCAUCAGAAGAAGCAACCCUGCAGUGCAUAGGUUGUCUAAAGGCAAAAGUACCCCCUGCAAAGAGUUUCCAUUGUACGCCCAAAUGUUUCUCAGAUGCUUGGCAACACCACCUCGUUUUGCAUGAACGAGCUGGCAGUGUUGUGAAUGAAAAUGGAAACAAGGAGAAAGAAUUACUUGGACGAUUUAGUCGUGCUGUCAAUAUCAGUUCAACAUCCAACUUGGAUAAUGCUUCCGCACCUAUAUAUACUGCAAAUAUUUCAGAAAAGAGUGGAGAAAUCUGGUUUGAAGUGGGGCGUUCUAGAACCUAUACUCCCACUGUUGACGAUAUUGGUCAUGUACUUAAGUUUGAAUGUCUUCUGGUAGAUUCCACAACUAGAUUACCUGUUGGAAGUCCAAGCACAGUUACAACAUCAUGUGUAAUUCCGGCUCCUUCAUCAUGCCCUCGUCUCAUGAUUAAAGUUGGUGGUGCUGAUUUUCUUGGGAAUUUGCUUUAUGAUGGUCAUAGUUCAUCCUCUGGUACCUUCAAGGUACUCUCAUAUAACAUUCUCGCUGAUCAGAAAGCAACAAGUGACCUAUAUGGCUACUGCCCUUCUUGGGCUCUUGCAUGGCCUUAUAGGAGGCAAAAUUUAUUGAAAGAGAUCAUUGGCUACCGUGCUGACAUUGUUUGUCUUCAAGAGGUUCAAAGUGACCAUUUUGAGGAAUUUUUUUCUCCAGAUCUUGAUAAGCACGGUUACCAGGCGCUUUACAAGAGGAAGACAACAGAGGCUUAUAAUGGAAAUUCAGAUAUAAUUGACGGCUGCGCUACUUUUUUUCGAAGAGAUCGGUUCUCACUUGUUAAAAAAUAUGAGUUUGAAUUCAAAAGGGCUGCACAAUCUUUGAUUGAUGCAGUGAUCCAGCCCGGUCAGAAACAACUUGCUUUGAACCGUCUAAUUAGGGACAAUAUUGCUUUAAUUUUAGUUUUGGAGGAAAAGCUUAGCAACCAUGGUAUUGAUAGUCGUAGCCAAAGGCAACUUCUUUGUGUGACAAAUACUCAUUUGGAUGUCCAUCCUGAUCACAAAGAUGUAAAACUUUGGCAGAUGAACACUCUUUUAAAAGGAUUAGAGAAAAUUGCUUUGAGUGCUGACAUUCCUAUGUUGGUUUGUGGGGAUUUUAAUUCACUUCCAGGAAGUGCAUCUCAUGCGCUUCUCGCAACGGGCAAGGUUGACCAAUUGCAUCCUGAUUUGGGGGUAGAUCCCCUUGGGAUACUCCGUCCUUCAAACAAACUAAAUCACCAGCUCGCUCUGGUUAGUGCAUAUUCAACAUUUGCGAGGAUGGUCGGGGUUGAUCGUAAUUUAGAGUGGCUACGAAGAGUGAUGGACCCCACAACAAAUGAACCUCUAUAUACGAAUUAUACUAGGGAUUUUAUUGGUACUGUUGACUACAUAUUUUACACAGCGGGCUCUUUAACUGUGGAAUCAUUAUUAGAAUUAUUGGAUGAGGAUAGGUUACGCAAAGAAAUUGCACUUCCUUCAACGGUGUGGUCAUCUGAUCACAUAGCGCUUUUAGCAGAAUUUCGAUGGAAAUCCAGGAUGAGAAGUUGACACUAACGUCCUUCAUCCAGUGUCGCUGAUCUUUCGUACAAAAACAGCGCUUUGCAAAGAAUUUGGGUCCAUCGGGUAAUUAUAGGAUUUAUGCUGUUUGGUGUUCCGCGGUGAUUCUAUUAACCUCCGCUUGCAUCAUCUCACAGCCUCCUCGUAGAACUCGUUUUCCAAAAUGUGAUUUUUUUUUAUUUUUUUAUUUUUUCUUCCAUGGCAUGGUUUUAUUGAAAGGGCCGUGCUUAUUAUUAGUUUGAAUUUUAGAAUAUUAGUCGUUUUAGUCUUGAGCAGUUCUGCUGAUAUUGCCCAGCUGCAAAAUAAAAGCUAUUGAGCUUUUUUUUUUUAGUUAUAUAAAUGCAAUAAAAGUCUCUCUUUUUUUUUCUACAUG